Molecule: messenger RNA, 3591 nt
Organism: Coregonus sp. 'balchen'
Lineage: Eukaryota; Metazoa; Chordata; Actinopteri; Salmoniformes; Salmonidae
Source: the annotation of a GenBank genome assembly
AGAAGUUGAGACUGUAUACCAGAUUGUAGAAGACAAAAGUUGGGGGAAGGAAAAAAAACCCCCGAAGAAACUGAAUACAUUUUUCCAAGAAAUUGAAACUACAGUUAUUCUGCAUUCCUCGAAAAAGUAAGUAUCCUAAGCAUCUUUUCAUCGAAUAGAAAAGAAGAAGUGUGUAGGCUACUUUCUCUGUAUGGAUUUUGAUUGUCCUGCCAUAUGACUGUACUAUUUAUAAACUAAGCUUUUGAAUAAUGGUUUCAUCAGACCUAAAUGAUGAGGCUAUCGUUUAUAUUGCUCCUCUUGUUAUUGUUAGUAAUUUGAUGUGGGAAUAUUAGAUGUAUUAUUUAUGAUCAAUAGACUACCACUUCAACCAUCAAGUAUCCUAAUCAAAGAAAAAUACUAAUAUCCUAAUCAAUGAAUGCAACUGGCAACAAUUAAUCUGCAAGAGAACAGCAAAUGCACAUUUUUAAUUUUUAAUUUAAAUUCGAUGCCUCACUUUCCCAAAGCUGCACAAAAUGUUAUGAUAGUCUAGGAAAUCCGUAUUUUGUUUAGAGAAUGAACCCCAGUCGUGACGGUUUUGGUUUAGUUGCGUGUCAGUCCUAAAAGCAGAUGACUAGCCGCCCGCCACUAUUGGCGCUGCCCCAAGGGCCGAUUCCAAAUUGAAUACCCAGAUGUUCAUAAUACAGCCUGGCAUGAAUGGGGUGGACCCUUUGAACCUCGCGUGCAGAGACGCAAACAAUAUCAAUACGACCGAUAUUACUUGUCAUGUUACAUUGUAAGGAUCACAUAGUAAAUGUGAAAUGGUCUAUCUGCAGUUCUGUAGGCUGUGCGACUAUGACGGGGCGUCAAGCCACCAACCCAGAAGAUGGCAAAGAGAUUGACAGUGUGAAGGAGUCCAUCAGUGACAUCAUCAAUCAACUGCAGGAUAUUGACCCUGCCAGGCUGUCAUUCUCUCCAUUCCUAGACCUAGACACCCAGAUCUCUUUAGCACCAGUGUCUGACAGUCCUGAAUCUUCAGUGGAGGAGCUCCACUCCUCUUCUCACUCAGUCACUGGCUCUCACCACUCCCUGGAAGCCCUGCCAGCCGAUCAACUUGUCCGUAAGUGAUAAUCGAACAAACACAUUUUUUAUUUGAGUGCCACUAAAUAAACAUGUGCAGAUUGGGUGACAUGCAUUAUUCACAACAUUGAACAUAUGGUGGCAGAAAGAUGAGUUGAUUAUGCUUUGUUUUGUACAGAGCUUGAUUCCUGCCACCAGCAACACAGCGAGGGCUUCAAAGCAGAGCGAAGACCGCAAGAGGGGAAAGAGGGAGUUCAGGAUGGAACUAUUUCAAGUCUGAUUGCUACAGUGCACAAUUUGGAAGACCCGGUGGAAAACUGCAUCAGCACUCCAAAUCCAGCCUCUCUGAGAGACAUUCCCAAUGGCACAGACACACAGAGAUGGAGUCCAGAAUCCAACAAUCUGGAGUCCACCAUUGAUGAAGGCCAACCGUUGCUCGGCUUGCCACCGGAGAGCAUAGAGUUGACUAUGUGGAGUUCCCAAGAUCAAGAGACUUGUGAGGCUGUCCCAGAGGUGGCAGACAAGAGACGGUGCUGCUGCUGUAGAUGUUGCCAAAGUGGCCGCGUUCCUGCUGUGUGCUCAGUCCUGGCCUCCCUUCUGUUUACUGCGGGGCUUCUCUAUGCACUCUAUUUCUACAUUCCCAUAGUUGCCCCAGACUGCCCUGACAUGGUCAGCCGCCUCACUUUCACACUUUGCUGCUGUGCCGUAGCUGCUUUCCCCGUCUUGUUGGGUAUGUCUGAAUCAUUGUUUCAUAUGAGACUCAAACAAAAACUGUCACACUGGGCACAGACAUCAGUUCAACAUCUAGUUUUGAUUUAAAUUUGGUUUGAGUUGUCAACUAAAGUGAAAUCAACAAAAAAUGUCCCGUCAUUGGAUUUAGGUAAAAAGUUGGGUGAAAGAGAUCAAAUCCAUUUACGUUGAUGACUUUUUCCAAAUCCAAUAAUUUUCCCACAUUGAUUCAAAGUCAUCACAUUAAAAAAAAUCAAUAAAUAGAAAUGACAUGGAAACAACGUUGAUUCAACCAGUUUUUGCUCAGUGGGGUGCCUUUAUACUGAGCUCUACAAACCUACGUAUUUAGUUGGAGCAAUCAAUCUCCCAAAAAGCUCUUGAAUGCAGUAUUAAGUGAUUUAGGUUGUCUAGUAGUCCACAUGUCUCAUAAUUUGUCUAAGGCUUAGUCUUUGUCUACAAUUCAACCUCAAGGCAAUGCAAGUCUUACUGAAGCACUGGCUGGCAAAUUCCUCCCUCUUCUUAUAAAUAGCUUAACAUGGAAACUAGAAUAGAAAAGAUGAGGGUAACUAGUUCUCCAGUCUCCUGGGCAGUGUCCUAAUAGUUUCUCAUUACUUUCUUCAUCUCAUUUUCUCUCUACUGAAAGGACCUGAUUGUAGAAAGCAACAUGGCUAAAAACAAAUCCCUUCACAUAUUGGUUUUCAAGUUUUCUUAGUCGAAUGUUGUAUGUUCAAGCAGGAAACAUAUCUGUGUUCAAGUAUUAGUAGUCGUAUGUUCAAGCAGAAAAGGAGGGUAUUAUCAAAGACUGGACCAAGCAUCAGUUCAAAGGCAGUUUUUCUUCAAACUAGGAUGCUGAAGACACAUGAUGCCAGACAAAAUCAAAGACCAUUAGGUGUUUUGUGUUGUGUUUUCAAAUUCGAGUACUAACAUGCCUAUUACUCCCCCUCUAGCUAUGCUGAUUGGUGCUAUGUGCCAGUUCUGCACUGGGUCUUUGAAUCCAGCUGAGGCUCUCCACAGAAAACCGGCCAUUCAGCAGCUGUUUGUCUCUGCGUCUAUGGAGCAGUUGUUUCUCUACGUUCUCAAUCUGUUGGUUCUGGCUACAUUCCUGCAUCAAGACCAUCUGAGGGUGGUGCCCAUUUUGACUGGAGUUUUCGUUGGAGGGAGGUGAGUGGUUUCAAAGCCAUUGAUUGCUCAGUGAGUAAAAAGAGUGACGUGUCACCGUGCUCUAGAAUGGACGGCAGGUAGCUUAGGGGUUAGGUGCAUUGGGCUAGAAACCGAAAGAUUACUGGUUCAAAUCCCCGAGCCGACUAGGUGAAAAAUCUCUGUGCCGUUUAGCAAGGCACUUAACCUUUAUUGCUUCAGGGUUGCCAUCAAUAAUGUCUGAUCCCUGUCUCUGACCCCAUUCUCCGAGGGUGUCAGGGGGAGUGGGAUAUGCAAAAAACAAAUAUACAUUUCACACAUGUACAAGUGCAGGACAAAUGUAAGCACCUAAUUAUGAAUUAUUAUAAAGCUGAACAUGUUUUAAGUUUCUCCCCCACAUUUUAUUCCUAUAGGCUUAUCUACUGGCUCUGCUUCCACAUGUGUAGCCCCUGGAGAGGCUUUGGAUCGGGGCUUACUGUUUUCCCACUCCUUGCCAUGGUGGCUUUCAAUCUGUACUGUCUGUACGACUUGAGCCUCAGACAACUGCUCUUUGGGUCGGAGGACAUACUCUAUUAUCAGACCACCCCUUCAUCCUGGCCUCUGGAGGUGUCACAGAGCCCCAGUGGCAAAUCAGAUAGUGUCAUACCCACGGAUAUCUUGGAAACGCAG